AUGAUGUCGACAACCAACCCCGGCGGCAGGGGCCCGCCUGCGCCGGGCUACAGCAACUCGACGGAUCGGCCGAGCUGUUACAAGACCAAGAGGUUUGGAGAGGCCACCAACGGCAGGCAACUAAGGCUCGAGAACGUGAGGAGAUUCGACGGCGCUGCUCGGGCAGACCAGCCAUGGGACAACCUGCGAAGGGAUCCCGAGCUGUGGUGGAACCACGGCAACUGCUACGUCCACUUAUACGCCCAGGGGCAGUCGCGGAGGGGUCCUGCUUUCAAGGUGCCCUUCUCGACGCUGCAGGAGCAGAAAUGCUUCCCCCUGAUCGAGCGAUUCCUGGACGCUUGGGACCAAAGCGACAUCCCGGACAGGUCGCCCACGUCGGAGACGAGCAAGGAGCCGAGGACAUUCCAGCUGCAACCGAGAACGACCCCGAGCGCGCUGCCCGAUCCGAUCCGGCGCCGCAUGGCCCGGGGGAGGAUGGCCGGCGUCACGGCCGCCCGACAGCCGCCCGACCGCUGGGCGGGCAGGGUGGACCUCUACAUACCGGCGCCGCCGCUGGCGGACAAGAGGCAGGCGCUCGAGCACCACCUGGCGACGCGCAACUUCUUCGCCUGGGCCAUGGGGCGGUCCAUGGUCGGCGAGCAGCUGGGCCGCGCCCUGGCCACGCUGCUCGAGAGCAUGCACGAGUUCCGCGAGGCCGGCGCCAGCAACGUCGAGGACCUCGUCGCCUACAUGGACGAGGAGGGCUACCUGGACUUCAACGGCCUGCCCGGCAACGCGCUGGCCGUGCUCUACCUAGCCGAGAACUUCCGGCUGGGGGACCUGUUCAUCGAUUCGUAUGUGCACUGCGUCGGCAUGAGCGAGAUUUUGUACAGGUGCCCAGAGUAUCAUAACAUCAGCUCAAGGUCCAGGCGACUGAUACGCAAGUCUCGCGCCGAAAUGGAUGCGCGGCUCAGCUCGGCUGGCACCAUGAUCCGUACGUUCCUCGAGGAUGACCUCUCAGAGUCUAGGCUUGGCCUCACUUCUGGCGUCCGAGCGCACCUCGACCGUUUCCGCGCAUUUGUGCACUCCUUCUACGCCUCAAAAUUCGGCUACUACCCGCCACUCCCCGUCGACCCUGGCACCGAAAUCUUCCCCGCCCACAUCUAUCGCUCCAUGGCACAGGACUUUGAGGCCCUUUACAGCUACCUCGUCGACCGGAGCUUCACCAUGACCGACUCCAGCCCAGCACUCGCCCAGGGCGGCAUCUGCGUCCUGCAGAGCGUCGAGGCCUUCGACUGCCAUUACCAGUUCGACUCGCUCCACCACCCGCUGCCCCUUCUUCCCAAGAUCGGCGCCAAGGCAGGCUCGUCGCCCUCGCCGUCGUCCAUCCCCGACGGCGGAAGCACCACAACGUCGCCCGCCCCGUCCACGACGUCGUCCAGGCGCAGGCGGUGGUUCUCGUCAGCCGUGGCGGCGGCCGUGAGCACCACGUCGCGGCAUCAGAGCAGCAGCCUGGACAAGCUGCGGCCCGACAAGAAGCUCGUGUCCCACGCGGCGCUCAUGACGGCGACGAACUCCACCGACGUCCACCUGCUGGAGAACCGGUUCGUGUGCGCCUAUCGCCGCUUUGAGGAGGACUCGGUCCUGGCCGCCACCACCAGCAACAAGUUCGACCGCGCCGAGGCCAAGAUAUCCCUGGUCGAUGCCCGCAAGGUGCGCUGGAUCCUCGUCUACUGCAUGCACCAGACCCUCCGGGCCUGCACCGCCACCCCGGCCGAGGUGCGGUGUGUAUCGGCCGGGGAGCGGCAACUUCCCCCCUAUAGCCUCUGUGUCGACACUACGGAGCUGCCGCCGUGGGAGGAGCAGACCAUUUCGUACGAGUCGGUCGAGGGCGACCUGCUACAUGUGGCCAGCGAAGCAAUAGGGUCUCCCCCGAGCGUCGCGCCGCCCGCCCUGAUGCUCGAGAUCCGCCCGGAUGUAGACUAUUACGCCAUCACGCACCGGGACGAGACUCGGCCACCCGUGUCUGGAAGCUUGAGCCGUUCCAUGAGCACAUUCAGUGCAUCUGGAGCACUUCGGCCUUUGACUGGGAGCAACAACUCCAUAUUCAAGGUGCCUCCACGUCGCAGCAGUCUAUCGUCGCCAUCACGACCGACUACUGCAGCUGGCGAUCAGAACACUGGGAGCUUGUCGAGGAGCGCGUCUGCUAGCAGCCAGUUCCGGAAGACGCUCAGCAAAUUGAGGGGAGGCGUCGCGUCGUCGGCAUCGUCCUUUACCGACCGGCCGCUGACUUCCACGCCGCUGGUGCCCGAGACGUUUGAGCUGCCGCCCCGGUCAAUCUGGCGCAAGUCGCGCAGGUUGUCGUAUCGGGAGAUCUUUGUGCAGGGAUAUGGCAACGGAACACUUGAUGUUAUGAAAGUUGGCGACUCGACGGCGCCCAAGAAGAAUGGGAACGUCGGCAAGAUGACAAGGCCGGCUGGCAACACGAACAAGACGGCCGGCAGUGACGACACAAGCGCCAGCAGAGUUCCAAUGGACACGGCUGCCUACAACGAUGGCGAGGAAGAGAUCCCUGUCAAAGUCGCGCCAGAAGUGGUGGCAAACAGGUCGGCUUCCACGUCGUCCAACUCCAGCAACAGCUCGACCGCGACCAAGACCAGCAACGCAACAACGGCCGCGACGUCGCUCGCCUCCUCGGUCCCCAGCUCGCCGGCCCACACGGCCCACGGCGGCCUUGACCCAUGGGACAAGAUCCCGGGCAUGGCAGCCACCGUCCCGGAGCAGCAGCAGCAGCAGCAGCCCUCCACCCCCGCCUCUACCCCACCACCAGCCGAUACUGCUACCACUGCUCCCUCGCCAGUCAUCGAGCUACCAACAACACCCACACCAUCACCCCCUCCCUGCCCCAUCCCGCCCCGCGCCCCAGGCCGCAUGUUCGCCGCCAUGGCCGCCGCUGCCGCCGCCGCCCCUACCGUCCCCAAACGCAGCGCCGCGCGCCGCACCUGGGCCGGGCUCCCCGUCUCGACCGAGACGCCGCUCGAGGACCGGCUGGCCCGGGCGCAGCGCAGGAUCUCGGGGCCUCACAUACGGUUCGGGCCGCGCCUCCCUGCUGCCGCCCCGAGCCGCUCCUCCUCGCUCCAGCUCCGGCCACAGCCGCAGUCGCAGUCGCAGCCGCUCCGGCCCCUGCGCCUGGUGACGAUGCACUCGGCGUCGGUGGCGCCCUCGCUGCCGUCGCCCGCCCGCAUCGAGACGGACAUCAGCGCCGCCGUCGCCGCCGCCGCCGCCGAGGCGGCCGCUGCCAUCACGCGCGUGGCGCCCCAACCGGCCGCCGGCUGCGCCAACUGCGCCAACUGCGGCGCCGCCGUGCCGCGCCACUCGGCCGCCACCACCACCACCACCACCACCAUCGACCACCCGCGUCGCGGCAACCACCCUGCCGCACGCCAUAGCAUGGGAGGCACCGGCUACCCGCCGCGCAGGUGGACGAUCAACGGGGCUUCGCGACCCAUCUCGGCCAUCGCCGAGGACGGGCCCGACUUCCAGACCGCCUGGGACCAGUUCCCCGAGCUGGGCGGGCACCGGCCGCUGGCUGCUGCUCGGUCGGGGGUCGGGGCCCGCUAG
This is a messenger RNA of Gaeumannomyces tritici R3-111a-1, 3600 nucleotides long. RefSeq lists its product as hypothetical. The record is from RefSeq and is a predicted model, not a curated record. The transcript is spliced from 3 exons. Lineage: Eukaryota; Fungi; Ascomycota; Sordariomycetes; Magnaporthales; Magnaporthaceae. The coding region runs from base 1 to 3600 and encodes 1199 amino acids.